AUGGCAUAUCCCCUUCAAUUAGGCCUACAAGAUGCUACUUCCCCUGUAAUAGAAGAACUUAUUCAAUUCCAUGACCAUACCUUAAUAAUCGCACUUUUAGUUAGUACUAUAGUGUUUUAUACCAUCCUCACUACAGUAACAACUAAACUCACCAAUAAAAACAUGCUAGACUCACAAGGAAUUGAGACUAUCUGAACCAUUGCCCCAGCACUAAUUCUUAUCUUAAUCGCUAUACCCUCCCUCCGCGUCCUAUACAUGAUGGAUGAAGUAAAUAAUCCUCAUCUAACAGUAAAAACUAUCGGACACCAAUGAUACUGAAGCUAUGAAUAUACUGACUACAAAAACCUAGAGUUUGACUCUUACAUAAUCCCCACACAAGACCUGAUUCCUGGUCAAUUUCGGCUAUUAGAGACAGACCACCGGAUGGUAGUCCCAACUGACUCUCCUGUUCGAAUGUUAAUUACUGCUGAUGAUGUUAUUCACUCCUGAGCUGUGCCAACUCUUGGGGUAAAAAUAGACGCAAUUCCCGGACGGUUAAAUCAAACCACUUUCGUGGUAUCCCACCCUGGAGUAUUUUAUGGCCAAUGUUCUGAAAUUUGCGGAGCAAACCACAGCUUUAUACCAAUCUCCGUAGAGGCUAUUCCACUUAUCCACUUCGAAGACUGAUCAACCUCUAUACUAGCUAAAAUUU
Monopterus albus (swamp eel) is the source of this 691-nucleotide messenger RNA. NCBI's taxonomy places the organism in Eukaryota, Metazoa, Chordata, Actinopteri, Synbranchiformes, Synbranchidae. The record is from the annotation of a RefSeq genome assembly.